AUGGCUGCGGCUGCGCCAAAGCGGCGUAUGGGCCUUGAAAAGAUAGGUCUGUAUGAUGUUGGUCGUGCGAUUGGAAAGGGGAAUUUCGCGACGGUUCGGAUAGCACGGCACAGGAUUGCAAAGACCAAGGUGGCAGUGAAAAGUAUUGAUGUAUCAAAACUGGAUAAAGAGAACCUGAUAAAGCUGGAAAGGGAGGUGAAGAUAGUCACAAUGAUCGACCAUCCGCACAUUGUCAAAUGUUAUGAGAUCAUGAGGGUUGACAACAUGUUAUACAUUGUAAGCGAAUACUGUAGCACGGGAGAGUUAUAUGCUACUCUGAUGGGAAAAGGUCGUGUGACAGAGGAUAUUGCUCGAAAAUGGUUUACUGAAACGGCAGCUGCAGUGUCCUAUCUUCACAAUAAAGGAAUAGUGCAUCGGGAUUUGAAAACGGAGAACAUUUUAUUAGGCAAAGAUUCGAAAAUCAAAUUGAUUGAUUUUGGGUUUUCAAAUUUUCAAACUCCCGAUCAACUGCUGAACACAUGGUGCGGUUCACCUCCCUAUGCGGCACCGGAAUUGUUAUUAGGUAACUCGUACGACGGCAUGAAAGCUGAUAUCUGGUCCAUGGGUGUGUUGUUAUACAUUCUCGUGACUGGCGGAUUUCCUUUCGGCAGUGAAUCAGUAAACGAUCUCAAGAGAUCCGUUCUCUCUGGCGUCGUUAAGAUUCCGUAUUGGGUUUCUGUUGAAUGUGCUGAUUUCAUUCGGAAAAUGCUCGUGUUGAAUCCCACGAAACGAAUGACAAUCCAGAACGUUCUCGCACAUAGAUGGAUGCACAUUAGGAAUGAUGUAAAGAAGCAGGUGCAGAAUCUUGAAUCAUCCAUCCGACCAACGCCCAGUAAGCUGAAUCCAACGAUUAUGAUGUUCAUGCAACAGCAUGGCAAGUGGACCGAAGAGCAAAUUAUUGAUGCCGUCUUGGGACGCAACUUUGAAAGCCCGAUUUUCGCAACAUACGAAUUGUUGGCUGAUAAGGUCAAAAUCGGGUCUCUUGAAGGUACAGGUGAAGAGUAUCCAAGAAGAGGUUCGCGGGGAUCAAUUCUGAGUGGUCGGGCAAACGUCGAUGAGCAACCACUAACACCAACUAUAUCGGCUCAUCAGCUGGCACAGCUGAAUUUGUCGAGUCCGGAUUGUGAUUCCGAUGACUCAUCGAACUCUGAUCUGUGCGAUGAAUCUCCAUUGAGCUCACUGGAACCAAAUCAUAAGCAGUUUACGUUACCAAGGGGAUUGGAUCUAAUGGGAAAUAGAUUUGAAAAUCGACGCCACACACUCUGUGCUAGUGAGCAACUGCUAUCACCAAACCUGAUGGGACAGUUUCCACCUCCAAAUCUUCUACUCAACAACUUCACAAUGAGUCCUCUUGGUUUUCCACCAAUGCCUGAAGGACAAGCUGCCGAAUUCCCGUUCCCAUCGUUACACCCAGCGCUUGGCGCGUUUCCAACAACAGAUCUGUCCAAAAUGCUUCCAGUGCCCAAAAGUGAACGUCGCGCGUCUGCAGGAGAAACUUUAUUACCCACGAAUUUCGAUCUUCAGCAACAUCUUGCAAAUCUGUCCGCUAAUCCAGUUUCAUUUCCAACUGUUGAAGAAGAAGGAAGAUCGUAUCUUGCAAAAUAUGGUGGCAAAAGAAACACUGUACAUUGUCUUGGGAACCAAAUUGGAGGUGGUGUACAAAAUCCCAUUCCAAGGUAUCAAAGAACACCGUAUGCAAAAGCGCCGCCAGCGGAGAGAAGGAGCAGUUGGGCUUCACCAUCAUUAUCCCAACAACAACAGUCUCAUCUUGAGAAGAUCUUUAAAGAUGCUUUACAAACAAACAACGACAUCUCCAGGUUGCACAAAGAGUUCAAAAAUCUUUCUCAUGGAUGUGCACAAUCACAAAUCACCAACGAGGGAAGCUCACUGGCGUGCCCACAAAUAUCAAUAACCGACGAGUACAACCGACAACAUAACAUUGCUCCAUCCGCUUCCUCAUUUGAUCCGGUUAGCAUAUUCCAAAAAAAUGCGCAAGAAGUGGUUUUUGGCCAACGACCCGCGACGGCGAUCGGCUUCUCAUCGACUUCUUUUUCGGGAAUGUCAACGCCGGAGCAAACCACCAGAAGCAUGGAUGAUCGAGUCAGGAGCAUUGUGUGCACACUACCAUUUGCCGAAGUUGUGGAGGAGCUAAAAUCCAGUUUGAACAUUCUCAAGAUCCCAUUUGCAGAGACUCAGGAAAUGGUUUACGAGCCACAAGUAACCGAAAUGCGUCGUCUCUCCCUACCAUCUGGUGUCGAGAUCGGAGUUGCCGUAUUACCUCCAGAGCAUAAAUCUCACGUGGAAUUCGCAAUCAUCAACAACGAUUCUCCAACUUCUGAAAUCUUGUGCGACCAGUUGAUUUGCCGACUACGAAUGAUUGAUCCCAAUUGGAGUUCCGAGUGA
Molecule: messenger RNA, 2442 nt
Organism: Caenorhabditis briggsae
Lineage: Eukaryota; Metazoa; Nematoda; Chromadorea; Rhabditida; Rhabditidae
Gene: Cbr-kin-29
Product: Protein CBR-KIN-29
Exons: 16
Coding region: 1-2442 (813 amino acids)
Biological process (GO): protein phosphorylation; microtubule cytoskeleton organization; intracellular signal transduction
Cellular component (GO): cytoplasm
Molecular function (GO): tau-protein kinase activity; protein serine/threonine kinase activity; ATP binding
Source: RefSeq, a predicted model, not a curated record